Molecule: messenger RNA, 197 nt
Organism: Symbiodinium pilosum
Lineage: Eukaryota; Dinophyceae; Suessiales; Symbiodiniaceae
Source: the annotation of a GenBank genome assembly
GCCAUGGCUCGCAAGAGGGCGUUGGCAGCACUGGCACUUGGUGUGUGGUCCGCGGGCUUCGUGAGCCCUGUUGGACCGUCGCGUGCGGUCUCCUCUCAAGCCCGGAGCACCCCUCGGAGGUUGUCUGCUCGGGUUGGGACUGCUGGCGGAGCCGCUUGCUUGGCCGCGUUCGGUCUGUCUGCAGCUUUGGUCCUCAG